This is a messenger RNA of Helianthus annuus (common sunflower), 709 nucleotides long. Its product is annotated as glucan endo-1,3-beta-glucosidase. NCBI's taxonomy places the organism in Eukaryota, Viridiplantae, Streptophyta, Magnoliopsida, Asterales, Asteraceae. The coding region runs from base 179 to 550 and encodes 123 amino acids. The transcript is spliced from 4 exons. The record is from RefSeq and is a predicted model, not a curated record.
GACGGACGUAAAAUGGACGGAGCAUAAUCCAAAAGUCCACGUAACGUCCACUUUGGACUAAAAACCAUUCACCGCAGCGGAUUAUUAACAUAAUAUAUUUUUAGUCUAUAAAUUCAACCAACCAAUCACCCAUUUGCAUUCCAGUAACCGCCGUUGAUCAACUCCGCCGGAAACCGCCAUGACCACCGUAACUCCUCCCCGAUUCCCCGCCCUUCUUUUCUUCUUCUUACUCAUCUUCGGUGGUAUAAUCCAAAAUGCAAAAGGACAAGCACCGGGGCAGGGAGCUUGGUGUGUAGCGAAACCAUCGACCUCAGACAAAGAGUUACAGAACAACAUCAAUUACGCAUGCACAUACGUCGACUGUAGAAUGAUUCGGCCUGGAGGCGCGUGUUUUGAACCACAAACGCUAGUGAACAAAGCUUCGGUCGCCAUGAAUCUUUAUUACCAGGCAAAUGGAAGGAAUUAUUGGAACUGUGACUUUAAGGGAUCUGGAAUCAUUGCUGUAACCGACCCGAGCUAUGGUGAUUGCAAGUAUUCGUUCAAGCAAUAGAGGUUACUUGUGGCACGUUCGGUCCCUCAUUCACGCUUUCUUGAUGUCUCUUUGUGAGUUAUAAGGAUUAAAAUUAUAGCAAUUUUUAUGUUUCUGGGUUAGAAUAUUGUAAUUCAACAAUAAAUUUCAUGAGAUUAUAUCCAUGAUGUGUGCCAUCAA